CAUUCAGAUUAAAAAGAUUUAAAUACAGGAUGACUCGUAAUGAAUGUAAAGGGCAGAUGGAGGCAGAGUGCAGGGAAUGAGUAAAGAAGAUGUGAGGGCAGCUGUAAGAGGAUGAAGAGUGGAAAGGCAGUUUGUCCAGAUAACAUCCCUGUGGAGUUAUGGGGAUGUUUAGGAGAGAGAGCAGUGGACUUUUUAACCAGACUGCUUAACGUCUGGGGAAUGGGGAAGAAGCAGCAGUCCGGCUUCAUGCUCAGAAAACACCACAGAUGUGAUGCUUUCUUGCAGUGUUGAUGGAAAAGUUUAGAGGAGGUCAGAAGGUGUUGCAAAGAAAGCAUAUGAUAAGAUGUCAAAAGGUGAACUGUGGUGCUGCAUGAGAAAGUCAGGGAUGACAGAGAAGUAUGUGAGGGUGGUGCAGGACAUGUAUCUGUACAGUAAGACACAGUGGUGUGUGUGGUUGGAGUGACAGUUGGGUUCAAGGUGGGGGUGGGAUUACAUCAUGGAUCUGCUGUGAACCCCCUCAUGUUUGUAAUGGGGAUGGACAGGUUAACAGAUGAGGUCAGACUGAAGUCUCCAUGGACUAUGAUGUUUGCAGACGGUGAUGUGAUCUGUAGUGAGAGCAGGAAGCAGGUGGAAGGGAAGGGGUUAUAUGCUGGUGAGAAGAGAAAUGAAAAUCAGUAGAAGCAACACAGAGUACACGUGUGUGAAUGACAGGGAGAACAGUGUUACAGAGAGGAUGCAAGAAGCAGAAAUAGUGAUGAUUAUUAAUUUAAAUACCUGAGGUCAACCAUCCAAAGUAGCAGGCAGUGCACAAGAGAGGUGCAGGGUGUGAUCUGUUGCAUAAAGACAGAAGCAAGACUGAAAGGGAAGGUUUACAAGAUGGUAUUGAGACCUGCUGCGAUGCAUGGUGUGGAGAUGAGGACACCGAGUUGGAGGUAACAGAGCUGAUGAUGAUUUUAUUGGGAGUGACCAAGUGGCAAGGCUGAGAUGGUUUGGAUGUUGAAUGUGGAGCUGGGAAGAGAAAGACCUUGGAGGAAGUUCAUGGAUGUAGAGAAGGAGGAUCUGCUGUGGCGACCCUUAAAGAGAGUGACCGAAAGAGGAAGAAGAAAUGAAGAAUUGUGAAGUCAAAUGAACAGUUCUUCCUUCAGUGUCUCUCCUCCAGAAGACUUCCUCCUCUGCCAUCAGCUGCCACGCUACAGGUUUCUAUCCUGACAGAGCCGAGAUGAUGUGGAGGAAAGAUGGAGAGGAGACUCAUGAGGGUGUGGAGAUAGGAGAGAUCCUCACCAACAAUGAUGGGACUUUCCAGAUGAGAGUUAACCUGGAUCUGAGAUCUGUUCCAGCUGAAGACUGGAGGAGGUACGACUGUGUGUUUCAGUUCUCUGGUAUAAAUGAAAACGUCACCACCACACUGGAUAAAACAGCCAUCAGGACAAAUGAAGCCUCGACAGAAGUGCCCAACAUCACGAUCAGCUCCAGCUUCAGCCCCACUGCCGUCCCCAUCAGCGUACCCAUUGUCACUGCUGCUCUUGUUCUUGCUGUCGUUGCACUAAUCGGAUUCAUUAUUUACAAAAAGAAAACUGCUAAUUCUUCUAAACCUUACAUGAAGACGUCACCUGAAAAUGAUCCUGAAAGGAGCCCUUCAGAUUCAAAAUCUUCUUCAGACAUAACCUGCAAAACUGAGCUGAUGACAAAGUAAUUCUGACAAAGAGUGAAAUCUGCAACAAAGGAGACAGUUUGAACACUUGGACUAACUUUACUUCAUGAGGAUUCUGCAUCACUGAACUCCUGAGAAAACAUUUCUGCUGUAAUGGAAGUGGACUUUUUUUUAUUCCAGCCACGACACAACUUGUGACUGAAACAUACACAAACGACCUCAAACAACACAAAGGAACCAAAUUUUUACUUUUAUGUCAUAGAAAAAAAAGAGAAUUACUAUUUUUCUGUGCAAAAAGUUACUUUUUAGCCAAACUAACUUUAUUUAUAAAGUGCAUUAAAACAGCAAGUUCUGACCAAAAUACUUAACAUUAAGAACAGAAUUUUAAAAAAUUAAAUAAUUAAUUCAUUAAUAACAACAACCACAACUAUAACAAUAAUAACAUAACAAUAACAUAAACACAUGCAAAUAAAACUACAUAAAUAAAAACACUGAAAAAUAAUAAAAAGAACAAUUUAAAUUUUUUAAGUAUAAUUUUAUACUGUUGGUCUUUUUUAUACAAUAAUAAGUAAGUAAAGAUGAUCCUGAAGAAGAAAAACUACAUCUGUAGGAAUUUUGUGUUUAUUUUCCUCAGUGUUGGGUCUGAGUGUGUUUUACCAUUAUUCAGUUUUAAUGCUGCUUUUGGCCAUUUUUUGCUACAGCAGUUCUGUUUGAUUUUAGUUUAACUCUGGAUGUCUUUCCUGACACAACCUC
Messenger RNA from Oreochromis aureus, 2404 nucleotides. RefSeq names its product class I histocompatibility antigen, F10 alpha chain-like. Lineage: Eukaryota; Metazoa; Chordata; Actinopteri; Cichliformes; Cichlidae. Gene Ontology annotation, biological process: immune response. The coding region runs from base 1220 to 1693 and encodes 157 amino acids. Gene Ontology annotation, cellular component: external side of plasma membrane. The transcript is spliced from 8 exons. The record is from RefSeq and is a predicted model, not a curated record.